Molecule: messenger RNA, 951 nt
Organism: Ornithodoros turicata
Lineage: Eukaryota; Metazoa; Arthropoda; Arachnida; Ixodida; Argasidae
Exons: 1
Coding region: 1-951 (316 amino acids)
Molecular function (GO): zinc ion binding; nucleic acid binding
Source: RefSeq, a predicted model, not a curated record
AUGACUGAAACUUCAGGUAACAGCGUGCCCUUGGGGGCAAGUGUGUUUGCUGCAGCAACUUUAGUGCAGUCAUUUUCGGGUGAUGGGCAGGGUCCGUCAAUUUCAGAGUAUUUUGAUGUUAUCGAGCUGAUUGCUUUCAUGUCCGCAUGGUCCGACACACAAAAGCUCGGACUGUCGAAGUGUCGAAUGUCAGGUGCCGCUUAUGAUUUUGCAUGGAAGGAUGUACGUGCUAAGAGUGCGAAGACCUACGAGGAAUUCAAAAAGGUCGCUGUCAGUCGAUUUGAUACCGAAACGGAUUCCGUACGUCGUCGUAAAUUUCUGGAGGCAAAGCAAGGGCUAAACGAGGACGUCAGGAAAUUCGCGAGCAGAAUACAGAGCCUCGCCUACGACACGUUAAGGCCGUCGGGUGACAGCAAAAAUGCCGAGCGUGAACGUUAUGCGCGCGAAAUUUUGGAAGAUGAGUUGCGGACACAGUUUGUCGCGGGACUGCGCGAUCCUGUGCGGCGUUUUGUUCUCUCUAAAAAGCCAGCCGAGUUUGACGACGCGGUACAGGCGGCAGCCGAUGAGGAGGAAAAUGAGAUCGUUUCUGGGGCAUCGGAGCCUGUGCGUGUGUUGGAGCAUCACGAAGAGAACGCGGGGAGCCACGCUUUAGUUUGGCUGACCGAGAGACUCUCCAGGCUUGAAUCUUUGCUAUCGCGGAACGUGCAUGUUGAACGGCGUGCUUUCGAGGGGGACACCACUGGAAAUGCUAGUGCACCCCGAAGCCGCCAAUUCAGGGGGCGACGAUUCAUGGGGCAACGGCGUUGCUUUGCCUGCAACGAGGUUGGACAUUUUGCGAGGAACUGCCCCGGGGUUCGGCCGACAGUUAGUAACAUUCCCCCCGAUUAUAUCCCAGCAGCCAGUGCACCUCGGACCUACCACGAAUGGGGCGCACAACAAAAAAACGCGUAA